This is a messenger RNA of Tarenaya hassleriana, 2403 nucleotides long. RefSeq names its product probable boron transporter 6. Lineage: Eukaryota; Viridiplantae; Streptophyta; Magnoliopsida; Brassicales; Cleomaceae. The record is from RefSeq and is a predicted model, not a curated record. Gene Ontology annotation, cellular component: plasma membrane. Gene Ontology annotation, biological process: monoatomic anion transport; monoatomic ion homeostasis; transmembrane transport. Gene Ontology annotation, molecular function: solute:inorganic anion antiporter activity. The transcript is spliced from 15 exons. Bases 162 to 2198 code for a protein of 678 amino acids.
UUCGAACGGAAAUUCAUUUUUCCCCGGAAAUUUUUCGAAACUUUAACCCUCCCUCCAACGGGUCCUCCUCUCUCUCUCUAAACUAAUCAUCAAUUCUAGUGAGAGAAAGUGACGAAGCCGUCAUCGGAAUCUGAGCUCUCCACGCCACCGAAUCUCCAGCGAUGGAGUGUGAUGGAGGUCCAUUUGAGGGAAUAAUCCGAGAUGUUAAGAAUAGAAGCAAAUGUUACAAGGAAGAUUGGGUUCGUGGUAUACGUACUGGGAUAAGGAUUCUGGCUCCAAGUAGCUAUAUUUUCUUUGCCUCUGCUCUUCCUGUUGUUGCCUUUGGGGAGCAGUUAAGUAAACAUACAGGUGGGGCUUUGAGCACGGUGGAAACAUUAGCUUCUACUUCAAUUUGCGGGAUCAUACACUCAGUUUUUGGUGGACAGCCAUUGUUGAUACUUGGAGUUGCGGAACCAACCAUCAUUAUGUACACCUAUCUCUACAAUUUUAGCAUAGCAAAGCCAGAAAUUGGUCAUAAGCUCUACUUGGCUUGGGUGGCAUGGGUUUGUGUUUGGACUGCAGUCUUGCUUAUUCUUCUUGCAAUAUUUAAUGCAUGCACAAUCAUCACAAGAUUUACUAGGAUUGCGGGGGAACUCUUUGGCAUGUUGAUUGUUGUUCUAUUCUUUCAAGAGGCUGUUAAGGGGUUGAUAGGUGAAUUUAAUGCUCCUGAAGGUGCAGACCUCAAAUUAGGCAGGAAUCAUUUCCACUGGUUGUAUGUAAAUGGUUUGCUAGCGGUAAUUUUCUCGAUCGGCUUUAUAGUCACGACACUUAAAAGCAGAAGGGCCAAAUCAUGGAAAUAUGGGUUUGGGUGGCUCCGAAGUUUCAUUGGAGAUUAUGGGGUUCCCCUUAUGGUCUUGUUCUGGACCGUGUUGUCAUAUGCACUUCCUAGCAAAGUUCCUCCAAGUGUCCCUCGAAGGCUCUUCUGCCCUCUUCCAUGGGAACCAGCGUCCUUGUACCAUUGGACUGUAGUCAAGGAUAUGGGGAAGGUACCGGUUUUCUACAUCUUUGUCGCCGUUAUACCUGCUGUGAUGAUAGCAGGCCUGUACUUCUUCGACCAUAGUGUAGCUUCACAAAUGGCACAGCAGAAAGAGUUUAAUCUCAAAAACCCAUCUGCUUAUCACUAUGACAUCUUUUUGCUGGGAAUUAUGACUUUGAUCUGUGGGUUGCUUGGGCUUCCUCCUUCAAAUGGUGUUAUCCCGCAGGCUCCAAUGCACACAAAGAGCCUUGCAGUUCUCAAUCGACAGCUGAUCCGUAAGAAAAUGGUGGAAAGUGCAAAGGAGGGCAUGAAGAUGAAUGCUACCAACUCACAAAUCUACGGUAGAAUGCAAGCAGUAUUUAUAGAGAUGGAGAUAGGCACACCGCAGAUAAAUGAGCAGGAGAAUUCAGUAGACAAGGAUCUGAAAGACUUGAAAGAAGCAGUGAUGCGACCAAACGAGGGAGGGGAUACAACAAAGGGAAAGUUCGAUCCCGAUGUGCACAUCGAUGCUCACUUGCCCGUGAGAGUAAACGAGCAAAGAGUGAGCAAUCUUUUACAGUCAGUGCUGGUGGGAUUGACCCUGUUUGCAGUGCCAGUGAUUAAAAUGAUCCCCAGUUCCAUCCUCUGGGGUUACUUCGGUUACAUGGCUAUAGACAGUCUACCGGGAAACCAAUUCUGGGAGAGGCUGCUACUUCUCUUCAUCCCUCCACGUCGGCUGUUCAAAGUGCUGCAAGGGGUACACGCUUCAUUUGUGGAGUUAGUACCGUACAGGGUGAUAGUGGCGUUUACGCUCUUCAUCAUACACUCAGUUUUUGGUGGACAGCCAUUAUACUUCCUUGUGUGCUACGGCAUGACGUGGAUACCAAUGGCUGGAAUAUUCUUCCCGGUGCUAUUCUUCCUUCUUAUCACCAUCAGACAACACGUCCUCCCCAAGGUAUUCGAACCAGAGUACCUUCAGGUGCUUGACGCUUCUGAGUAUGAAGAAGUUGUCGCAGCACCUCUACGGCAACAUUCCAGCCUCGCCUACCAGAGACUGGGAUCUUCACACCAUACAUUGAGGGAUGAAGAUGAUAUUCAAGACGGGGAGAUAUUGGACGAGAUGACUACAAGCAGGGGUGAACUCAGAAUUCGAACCCUGAGUUUCAAGGAGGUGCAUCCAGAGGAGAGAGAUGCCACUCUCUGAGCCGCUUGUUGUAAUUAGACAGACGAGACCGAAGAUUCAGGAGCCACACACGUAACGUACGUACCUAAACUCCUCUCUCUUUUUCUUUUUCUCAUUCUCGUUUUUUGUAUUAUUUUUUUGUUUAAUUCUGCAUUAAGAAUCUUAAUUGAACGUCUUCUUCUGUAUUAAUGUAACAUGCCCAGAGUGUGUGCUUCCGUUUUAUGCA